GCUGCGCCGGGGGCGGGACUUAGACUUAGCUUUUGAUUGGUCAACUUGACUAGCGACCUUGCCCCUCCGCGACAGUUUCCCGAGGUGCCUAGUGCCUGAGCGGCACGGACGAGAGUAAGAAGGGAGGCAAGAUGGCGGACGUGCUGGAUCUUCAUGAGGCCGGGGGCGAGGAUUUCGCCAUGGAUGAGGAUGGGGACGAGAGCAUCCACAAACUGAAAGAAAAGGCGAAGAAACGGAAGGGCCGCGGCUUUGGCUCCGAAGGGUCUCGAGCGCGGAUGCGUGAGGAUUAUGACAGCGUGGAGCAGGAUGGUGAUGAACCCGGACCACAGCGCUCUGUUGAAGGCUGGAUUCUGUUUGUCACUGGAGUACACGAGGAAGCCACUGAAGAAGACAUCCAUGACAAAUUUGCAGAGUAUGGAGAAAUAAAAAACAUCCACCUCAACUUGGACCGGCGUACAGGAUACCUGAAGGGGUAUACUCUAGUUGAGUAUGAAACAUACAAGGAGGCCCAGGCUGCUAUGGAGGGACUCAAUGGCCAGGAUCUGAUGGGACAGCCAAUCAGUGUGGACUGGUGUUUUGUUCGGGGUCCACCCAAGGGCAAGAGGAGAGGUGGCCGAAGACGCAGCAGGAGUCCAGACCGGAGGCGACGCUGACUGGUCCUCUCUUGUCCAGAUGUUCUCUCCAGAGAUUCCUUGUGACCAUACAGCCUUGGAGAAGUAGGGUUGGGGUGGAACUCCCCGUGUUUAUAUUUAACUCUCACUCUACUUGCUUAGUGGGUUGUGGGUUUUUUUUGAGUUAUGAAUAAAUGUCCCAUUUUUGUUUUGUA
This is a messenger RNA of Prionailurus viverrinus (fishing cat), 826 nucleotides long. It is a transcript of the gene RBM8A, whose product is annotated as RNA binding motif protein 8A. Gene Ontology annotation, molecular function: mRNA binding. Gene Ontology annotation, biological process: RNA splicing. Lineage: Eukaryota; Metazoa; Chordata; Mammalia; Carnivora; Felidae. The transcript is spliced from 6 exons. The coding region runs from base 132 to 653 and encodes 173 amino acids. Gene Ontology annotation, cellular component: exon-exon junction complex; cytoplasm; nucleus. The record is from RefSeq and is a predicted model, not a curated record.